Mytilus californianus (California mussel) is the source of this 2488-nucleotide messenger RNA. RefSeq lists its product as uncharacterized. NCBI's taxonomy places the organism in Eukaryota, Metazoa, Mollusca, Bivalvia, Mytilida, Mytilidae. Gene Ontology annotation, molecular function: zinc ion binding. The record is from RefSeq and is a predicted model, not a curated record. Bases 284 to 2143 code for a protein of 619 amino acids. The transcript has 13 exons.
UCACAGGAAAGCAAAUAAAACCACAUUGCAAUACAGGUGUGAAAGAUGUAAUAAACCAAGAGGAAAAAAAAAAACAGGUCCUUUGAAUACCAGGGCAAAUAAUUGUCAGGCAUAUGUGUCAUUCCAAUUUUUGACCCAUUUGAGUAAAAAAGCAGUAAUAAUUCGGCAACAACUAAAACACAAUGGACACAGUUUACAGAUAAAAGAGGAAAAACACCAAUCACGCCCAGAUCACAGCUUACUGCUUUAUAUAGAUGCUUUACUUGAUCAGGGGAAAAAACCCAUGGAAAUAUUGUGCAAAGCAUGGAAAUGGGCUAGAGAUCAAGGGCAUUUUGAUGUGCACGAUAGAAGAUACUAUCUGACACCAGUUGACAUUAAGAAUAUAUGUCAACGUUACAAAAUGGAUAAAAGAAUUCACCAGAAUGAUGCUGUAGCUGUACACGAGCUAUGCACACAAAUACUGAAGGAAGAGAUAAUUUUCUACCAAGAAUUGAAAGAGGGAGUACAGCCAUUAGUAAUUAUUUACCAGAAUGAAGCACAAAGAAAAAGAAUGGUGAAACUAGCAGAAAAUGUGGUGUUUUUAGAUGCUACAUAUAAAGGAUUAACUGCCUAUGGUUAUUCAUUCUAUGCUCUUGUUGCAAGAGAUGAACAGCAAGGCCGAGGCACUCCUCUUUCGUACUGUAUCUCGUCAGAUGAUACUGGUGAAGUUGUCAAAAUAUUUCUGAGAUCUCUGAAGACUACGGCUGAAAAUCAUGGAUUUGAUUUCCGUCCAAGAUCUUUUAUGGUAGACAGAGAUACCAAAGAAAUCAGCGCAAUUAAUGAAGUAUUCCCAAACAGCUCUGUUUUACUUUGCUGGUUUCAUGUUUUACAGGCUGUGUACAGAUUUUUGAAUAAAAAAGAAUCUGGUGUAUCAGGACCCAUGCACGCACAUACCAGAAAAAAAGGUAUUGACUAUAUUAGAACUAUGAAAAUAUGUACCAAGAAAGAAGACUUUUCUCAAAAAGUUAAAAUGUUGCAAGAGAAGAUGCCUUCCAAACAAAUAGCAGACUACUUGUUAGACAACUGGUGUACUGACAAGUGGGGAUGUCGAUGGGCCAACUAUGGAAGACAUUUUUUUCAUGAAGAUCAAGAUACAAAUAACUUAGUUGAAAGGUUUUUCCUGGGCAUGAAAUACCAUUUCCUUGGUGGGUAUGCCAAUAGCAGAGUAGAGGACUUACUACUCCUUCUCCAUGGAAAUGUAACUAUGUUUUAUGACUAUCUGGAUGAACUCGUAAAGAUUGGUCGCCUGAAAAAUAUGGGAGGACAAAGGGGAGACAAAAGUAAAUUGACAGCAGAGAAUAUGCUCAAGGCAGGACUCGACCAAACUGUGCAAUGGACUUCAUCCACAGAAUGCACUGUUCCAUCACAGACAGCAUUUGGGACGAUUUAUAAUGUGGACAUUGUCAAUGAAGUGUGCAAUUGUCCAGCAGCAACAACAAGAGGAAUGUGUAAGCAUGUUCAUUUAGCUGAAUUGAUUGCUUCUAAAAGGAACAUCGACCUUACUGUAGAGCGCAGAUCAGAAGCAAUGGAUGUAUUUAAUGCAGAACAAUAUUUUUAUGACAGAGAUAACAACCAGGUAGAGGUUUUGUCAAGAUUGGGAAAUGUAUCAGUUGUUAAUUUGACCUCUUUCAAAUGUACAUGUUUUGCCAAUAGCCAUGGUAAACAUUGUGUUUGUGUGAUGGUAGCAAAACUGGUAGUUCCAUCACCUGACAUAGAGUCUACCUCAAUUGAUGAAACAAAACAACAAUUAAUUGAAGACAAAGAAACAACCGACCAGGCUAUUAAAAGAAAAAUUGAGGAAAUCAAUUUAUAUGUAAACAAUAAAAAUUUCCAGACAAUUGACGUGAAAAAAAAGAAAGCUAUUUGUCAAGCACUCACAACGGCAUUACAUAUUUGUAAGACAACCAACUUUUCCAAAACAACAAGAAAGCGAAAGCAGCAACCGCUGUUUCCAAGCAGAAAAUCCAAAAGUCCAAACACUGAUCAUGACUAUUCAGUAAGCCGAAAGUGUGUUCUGAAAAAACGGGGGCGUAAAGUUAAUGAUGAUGGAAGUUUCAAAUCUACGCACAGAAAGAAAGGAUCCAUUCGUAAACCAUUUCAAUGAAAAAAAUAAUGAAAUAUUAUACUGAUUUUGAAAAACUGCCUUUUCUAGAUAUUCGUUCAAAAAUUGUAUAUGUUACAUAGGUGCUUAAAUGCUUUAAAAGUAGGACAUAUACAGUUUGCUCUUGAAAUGUUUUGCAAAGAUACUGAUGUGAACAAAUGGAUAUAAUUUAAUAUAACAAAUACCUAUUCCUAAUGAUGAUUUUGUCAAGCAGAUAACUUGGCUAAUUAUUACAUUGGACUAGGUCUGUUUGUUGUCUCAAGUAGGUUAUAUUUUUUAAGCAAAUGAUCAAAUAUGUUUUAAGUUAAGAUAAUACGUGUCAUGUGUCUAAUAAAUCAUUACCUGGCA